This is a messenger RNA of Saccostrea echinata, 3521 nucleotides long. RefSeq names its product adhesion G protein-coupled receptor L2-like. Gene Ontology annotation, molecular function: G protein-coupled receptor activity. Gene Ontology annotation, cellular component: membrane. Bases 160 to 3369 code for a protein of 1069 amino acids. The record is from RefSeq and is a predicted model, not a curated record. The transcript has 25 exons. NCBI's taxonomy places the organism in Eukaryota, Metazoa, Mollusca, Bivalvia, Ostreida, Ostreidae. Gene Ontology annotation, biological process: adenylate cyclase-activating G protein-coupled receptor signaling pathway; cell surface receptor signaling pathway.
UUCGGUGUGAUGUCCUUACUUGUUACAGUUCGGAUGUGGUACUAUAUGUUAUAGGUGUGCAAUGGAGGACAAAUAAAGUCGGGGUUUUACAGGUUCGCGCUAGAUGUAUUGGGUUGAUGGUCAAAGAUCUUGCCUGGCCAGAAUUUACUGUAUGAUGCCAUGAUCAACAUUUGCGAAAUUUCCUGUCGUUGGAAAUCAUCAGACGUCACUGUGACGAUUCUCAUCAUCAACUUCGUUAUUGUCUUGGUACAACUGUCUGAUGCAAACACUGUGGCGUCCAACAUAUCAUCGGGGGACAGUAAGGAAGACAUUAUACUGACGGAGAAGUGCCACCCUUCUUACUACACCAGACCCAAAUGUCUAAACCACACGGAUGGAUACGGGUGCGCAUGCGGACCAGGUUUCCACUGGAACACUGAAAUGUGCAUGUCGUCAGCCAUUGAUUCGCGUCUAGAGUUCUCGGCGAAGGAACCGGUUCGCUACACAUUAUUAUUGGAUAAGGCCUUUCCGAAACUUCCCAAAUUUACAAUUGGAUUCUGGAUCCGGCUUAGAAAGCACGAAAAUGAGUCAGCAAGCACAAUCAUGUCUUACAAACAUGGCAAGAAAGGAGAGGUGUUCAGACUCUUUGUCGAUAACUCGGCACACGAUCUUUUGGUUUUCACCGUUUGGGGAACAACAGUCCAGACAAACAUCAGACUAGGAUACGAGAGUUGGUCUCAUGUGUUCUGGAUAUGGGAGUCAAAAUAUGGAUCGUGGAAAGUCUUUGUCAACAACACAAAGAAGGAGGAAGGAUCUGAUCCUUCCUUAGCGUUCCCCAUCCCGAGGGACGGAGAGUUUGUUGUCGGGCAAUCCCCAAGGGAAAAGUUUCUCUUCAACACUCAUGAUGCCUUUGUUGGUGACAUCGCUCAUCUUAACAUCUGGAACCAGGUUCUGAAUUCCCGCUUGAUGACGUCUAUUUUUACUUCUUGUAUAUUUAUGUACUGUGGAAAUGCCGUCCAAUGGGCCGACUUAAGAAGUGGUACUCGAGGCCCAAUGAAAAUGAGAUGGCCGUCCAAUAUUGUAUCCGUCGUUUUAAAGGAGAAUAAACCAUGCAAUACAAAACUUGAAAAAGCAAUCACAUGUAACAAGUAUUGUAGUGACGUUAUUGGAGCUCAAUGCAACAUGGAAACAGUGGAGAACAUGGUGUGGGCGCGAACUCCUGCCAUAACAAACGCCACCGUACCGUGUCCAGGACAAGAAGAAAACAAAGCCAGGAACGAAACAUACGAUUCGGCUUCCAGAACGUGCUACAGAACAUCUCAGAACGAGGGUAUUUGGGGAAAACCGUACAUUGAUCAAUGUAUCUCUGAAGACCUUCUUGACAUGAAGCAGCAGAUUUUGGGAAUGUCCAGUUCUUCAGUUGUUGAUGCUUUGUGGAUAAAUGACUUUGCCUCGGUGUUGUUGAACCAUACUUCCACCAAUGUUUACACCAAUCCGAUAGAUGUCGCUACUGUCAUUGAUCUGUUGAAAAUGAUAGUGAAUCUUCAGGCCAAAGCAAUUUCUGUCGAUGUCCAAACGUCGGAAAAAGGAUUUGAAGAAUUUAAGAAAGCAAACAUAGCUACUCCGACACAAGAGGACAUCCAAGAUCUCAUUAAGAAAUUCAUCGAUAUCGUCAACAAUUUGUUGGAAUCUAAAAACGAUGCUGGCUGGAAAAACACCAAACCCCCAGGUGUGGAAGGGGACAACCUUCUGGUUGUGAUAGAGCAAUUUGCAACAGUUGUAGCAGACAUAUUAGAAGAACAGAUACAGAGAGGUGUGAUACAAUACAAAGAAAAACCGGAAUUAGAGAUCAGAGAACACAUUGAAUACAAACUAGAGAUACAGAAGAAAGAUUCGAUGAGAGAAUUCAUGUUUCCAGACAGUUCUGAUGGUGUCCUGUUUGGUUUGAAUGGAGAAGCGGGCGAGGUCCGAUAUUUCCCUUCUUAUGGCGAUUCCCUGACCAACAUGACCAUUUCUUCUGAUUAUGUUAAACUAUCAGGAUUCCGAUUUAGAAACCUGGCAAAAUAUCUACCAAAUCAUGUGGGCAAAAGCAAAGAGGAUAAUGUAAACACGGCCAUAUUGGCUCUGUAUAUCCACAAUACGGAUAAUUUUACUCCCUAUAACCUGAGUACACCAAUCAGAUACCAUGCGGCCUAUCUAGACACAUUUAAUAUAUCAAAUGCUGAGUGUGUAAGGAUUGAACACCCAAAUCGUAACAAAUCAAGUCAGAGUCAGUGGUUGUGGAGUAGGGACCAGUGUAUCCUGGUGUCAGAUACAGGCGGGGAGGGGUACUGUGAAUGCUAUAUGCCUGGUGUUUUUGCCCUCAUUACGGAUAUGUAUAAUGUUAACUGGGACAGAGGUGUUAAAAGACCCAUUUUAAUGAAUAUUGCGUCGUAUGCAGGGUGCGCAUUGACAACAGUAAUGUGCCUUGUCAGCAUCAUUAUUCAUGUUAGAUUCAGAUCAUCCACUACCACUGCGUCACUUCAUAAGAAUUUGGCAGCGUCCAUUGUCAUAGGUCAGGUGGUAUUCAUGGCGGGUAUAGACAAGUACGAUAACCCUGUGAUAUGUCACAUUUUUGCGAUUUUAUUACAUUAUGCAUUCCUGUCCAAUUUCUCCUGGUUGAUGAACGAAGUUUUCAAUCAGUAUAUCGUCAUAACGUAUGCUGCGCAUUCACACUCUGAUCAGCUCACGGAUAACGGAUCAAUGAUUCGUUAUUACGUCCUCGGCUGGCUUUUUCCCGGUGUUUUGGUGGGCGCCUUUGUUGGAUCCCAAGGAGAAUCUUAUUAUGCUAAAGACAUGUGCUGGAUUUCCUGGGAUAACAUUUGGUUGUUUGUCGCUCCAGCAUUGGGACUACAAGCAGUUUCUGUUAUGGUGAUGAUUUUUGCAACCAAAGAGCACAACGAAAACUCUUAUACAAACAGUGAAAAGACAAACAGAAUAAUUCUGAUACAGAUGCGUGGCUUAUGGAUUCAGAUAAUUUUGGUCACAGUGUCCUGGGCGUUUGCCUUCCUGUCGCUGAGAAUGCAUGAUUCCGUCAUCAAGUACCUCUAUGCCAUGAUGAAUAUAUUACAAGGUGCUUUUGUUCUAGUGUUUUUUGUCUUUCUACAUGAGGAAAUACAGGCUGUAUUAAAGGCAAGAAAAACUAGGAAAACCUUGAUUGUGUACGAUCCCGACCGCGAUCAGUCUAUGGAAUCUUUGUUCAAUCAAGAGGAGGAAAAGGAAUAUUCGGACACGGAACCUCUGAACAAGAAAACUGGAAGCCCGAAACAAGUGGUCAAGUCCAAAGUUCAAGAGACAAAGAAAGACAUGUUUAGUUUAGCUGAGAAGUGUGAAAUGGUCACUAGUGUGUAAGGAUAGUUAAACUGUAUUAAAAGGGUAAAGUAGCUGUAACAAAACCGUAUGCUUAGUUGCCAUUGAAUUUUGUACAUUUUUAUAGCCAAUGAUUCAUUUAAACGAUUUAUUUUAAUAAAAAAUUGAAAACUUUAUUUCCCAUUUAUAUAUCA